Sipha flava (yellow sugarcane aphid) is the source of this 777-nucleotide messenger RNA. RefSeq lists its product as uncharacterized. The transcript has 3 exons. Gene Ontology annotation, biological process: sleep; regulation of synaptic transmission, cholinergic; positive regulation of voltage-gated potassium channel activity. The record is from RefSeq and is a predicted model, not a curated record. The coding region runs from base 128 to 586 and encodes 152 amino acids. NCBI's taxonomy places the organism in Eukaryota, Metazoa, Arthropoda, Insecta, Hemiptera, Aphididae.
AAUCGCCAAAACACUAUAUCUGAAUACGAUUCACAACAACAAAUACACGCCGGCCUUUGCGCGCGGCCCAUAGAUUAACUUGUCCCGGGCCGUGUGUUGUGCUCGACCGUCCAACGCCGUCGCCAUCAUGUCCGUCGCAUCGUACGCCGUGGUAACGUUGAUCGCCUUCGCGAUCGUUUUCAACACAAAUACCGUGAAGGCUGAUAAUGACAUAAAAUGUUAUGUGUGCAAUAGUCAUAAUGAUACGGACUGUGCUCAAGAAAAACUUCCUGAUCAUUUCAAAACUGAUUGUUCAAAGUUAAACUUAGGUAUUUCCGAGGAAAGUCGCAAAAAUUAUACUCUUUGUAGAAAGAUUAUACAAACAAUCGAGCCGGAGGUCAACGGAUUGCCAUCGGACCGAAACCGAAUCAUUAGGUCAUGUGGUUGGGAUGCUUCAAAUUACAAUAAUAAAUGCUAUCAUAGAUCUGGAUUUGGUGGUAAGCAAGAUGUAUGCACUUGUUCAACAGACUAUUGUAAUUCAUCAAAAAGGACAUACUUAUCAUUUGCUAUCAUGAUGAUAGCGUCAUUGACUAUACUUAUUUUGUAAAAACGAAAAUAUUACUCUAGAGAGACAAACAAUUAUCAUUUGUUUACGAAUGCAAUUAUUUUUGAGAUGUUAAAAUAAGUAAAUUUCCUGAUAUUAACGGCGAAACAUUUAUUUUAAUGAGGAAUUAAAUUGUAGUAUGAAAUGUUAAAACGAAUAUAAUUAGGUACCAUAUAUUUACCUAUUUUAUUAAA